AUGCAUUCGCCAUCUUUACAGCUCCUACGUGCCUUGCGCACUUCUCUAACAAACGAAUAUGUCUUCGCUUCUCGCCAAUCACACCCAAUUCGCCACUCUUUGAGCUUCGGGCUAUCAUCAUACCGCAAAUACAGCAAUGGAAACACGAACGUCACUCCUCACAGACCUCCUCGAGUCGCACCCCGUUCGCAACCCGCAAAGCCACAGACACACGAUCGCGGACCACGCUCCGAAGAAAAGACUCAAACUGAUUUCGCCGAGCUGAACGUGUUUGGCAAUAUACCAACCCCGGCAACGGCGGUGGAUGCAUGCUUGGACGAUGGAUUCCAUCUAGAUAAUGGUGUCAAGGUUACAAAUGGCGAUGGUGUUUUGCUUGUCGCUGGAGAAGCGUUUGCUUGGCGGCCAUGGCAAUUGUUGAAGAAUACGGAGAACCCAAAACGGUCCAUGGUCAAUGAGAAGGGACAGUUUGAGUUACCGGAAGAAGCCUGGGGACUGCUCAGUCUGCGAUCAACCGCCUUCGGAAACAUGUCACGCGAGGAGCCACUGCUCGCUCCACGCCAGUCCUCCGAACACUCCUCAAUCCGAAACGAAGAUGAAGAAGACGCCCUAUUGACAGGCGAACGCACGCAUCGCUCGCAGGAUGGCUCACAUAGAGAUUGGUCGUUUUGGCGACAGGUUGGAUUGUUUGUGUGGUCACUCGUAGCAACCAUGGCCGUCGUCAUCCUUGCUGUCAUGUACCAGCAUCGAGUAACAACGCAACAACCUGGGCCAGACGAUCUUGUCUGGGGACCUGGAGGUAAACCGGAGGGAAAGAGAAAUGUUAUUUUCAUGGUUUCGGAUGGUAUGGGCCCGACAAGUUUGUCCCUGACCAGGAGCUUUCGCCAGCUCGAGCUAGGUCUGCCGGCCAACGAUACACUGGUUCUGGAUCGACACCACAUCGGUACCUCGCGAACACGUUCGUCGUCAAGUCUUGUCACGGACUCAGCCGCCGGUGCGACUGCAUUUUCGUGUGGACACAAGAGUUACAAUGGUGCAAUCUCUGUGCUACCAAAUCACACCGCUUGUGGUACUGUGUUGGAAGCGGCGCACCUUGCGGGAUACAUGACGGGACUGGUGGUUACGACCCGGAUUACGGAUGCGACACCUGCGUGCUUCGCCUCUCAUGCAAACCGACGCGAAUAUGAAGAUCUGAUCGCGGAACAAGAAAUUGGCGAACAUCCUCUGGGUCGGGUUGUGGAUUUGAUUCUCGGAGGUGGACGAUGUCAUUUCUUGCCGGCUGAUGCCGAGGGUGGCUGUCGUGCAGAUGAUAGGGAUCUUACCAAGGUCGCUCAAGAUAAAGGCUUUCACUACAUCUCCGACCGCAAUGGAUUCGAUGGGUUGGAUGCUGGCCAGGCUGCCAAACUUCCUCUAUUAGGUCUAUUCGCAGAAAGAGAUAUUCCUUACGAAAUUGAUCGUCGAUUCCAAGAGGACACCUAUCCUUCUCUGGAAGAAAUGGCUCGUACUGCGCUGGCUGCUUUGAAGAAAGCAACUGAGUCGAGUGAACAGGGUUUCUUCAUCAUGAUUGAGGGCUCACGGAUUGAUCAUGCUGGCCAUGGAAACGACCCUGCCGCUCAAGUGCACGAAGUUCUCGCAUACGACAAGGCAUUCGCUGCUGUGUUGGACUUUAUUGAGAAAGAAGAUAUCCCGACUGUACUCGUCGCCACCUCUGACCAUGAGACUGGUGGGCUCGCUGUUGCGCGACAAUUGCACAAGUCAUACCCCGAAUACAAAUGGCUGCCAGAUGUCUUGGCCAAGGCUAGCCACUCUGGCGAGUAUCUUCAAAACAAGCUGAAUGAAUAUCUCACUACGUCUAGCAAGAAGGAUAGUCGCGAAAAGCAGCGUGACUAUAUUCGCAAGUCGCUGUUGAAGGAGGGUCUUGGGAUCGAAGAUGCCACUGAUGAAGAGGUCGAUUCGUUGCUCGAUCCUGACAGUGAGGUGCAGUCGAGCUACGUGUUUGCUGAUAUGAUCAGUCGACGUGCUCAAGUGGGCUGGUCCACACACGGGCACUCAGGUGUUGACGUCAACAUCUACGCAUCUUCCACUAAGGAUGCAUGGCCAUUACAUGGAAACCACGAAAACACCGAAGUCGGCGAUUUCCUAGCUGCCUACCUGGACCUCAAUGUAGAAGCUGUCACUCAGAAGCUACAAGAGCAGGCUACGUUGUCGUGGCUGGGUGAUCCGCUUGGAGCCGACGUCCGAGUGAGCGAUUUCGAUAGCUAUCACGGGGAUUUCCGCAAGCGCGAAGUAGGUUGCGAUUGUGGUCAGCAUUAG
Talaromyces amestolkiae is the source of this 2310-nucleotide messenger RNA. RefSeq lists its product as uncharacterized. The record is from RefSeq and is a predicted model, not a curated record. Gene Ontology annotation, biological process: dephosphorylation. NCBI's taxonomy places the organism in Eukaryota, Fungi, Ascomycota, Eurotiomycetes, Eurotiales, Trichocomaceae. The transcript is spliced from 3 exons. Gene Ontology annotation, cellular component: fungal-type vacuole membrane. Gene Ontology annotation, molecular function: alkaline phosphatase activity. The coding region runs from base 1 to 2310 and encodes 769 amino acids.